AAUGUACUCUAGAGAGAUGUAAUAAGAAUUAGGUGUCAGAGCUGUGGGACUAAUUGCGAAAAAAAAACAUUUCUGAAUGUACUCUUUGGCCCAUCACAAUACGGGUUUACGGUGUGCACUUUCACGUGAUUUUUUUUUCAUUUUGAAAAUCAGUUUUUAACAUUUUUAUUAUAUUGAAAUACAGUACUAGAUGAUAUUACUUUUUCCAAGUCAUCUAAUGUCUCGCAACAAACCAAUCUGGUGUUGACUUGAAUGUGAUGAUCCCGCCAGCCAAUGAAGGAAGCCGAGAGAAAUCUGGCUCCUCCUUUUGCCUCGCUUCCAGUGACAGUCGACAGUGACAAGCUAGUAAACUUUCGAAGACUUCGUGAAUUAUUUUUUUGGGUUACUUCCCCCACUGAAUCGUCUCUAUUUACUCUUAUGAUAGAAUGAGAAGGAAUCAUGGUGGUGAAUUCAGUUCACUGGUUUCGCAAAUGUCUUCGUUUACACGAUAAUCCGGCGUUGCAGGAGGCCCUCAAUGGAGCGAAUACAGUCCGUUGUGUUUAUAUCCUUGACCCGUGGUUUGCUGGCGCCGCCAACGUGGGAAUCAACCGAUGGAGGUUUUUGCUGGAAGCGCUGGAGGACUUGGAUUGCAGUCUGAAGAAGCUCAACUCCAGAUUGUUUGUUGUCAGAGGGCAGCCUGCGGAGGUUUUUCCAAGACUUUUUAAGGAAUGGAAGAUGACAAGGUUAACAUUCGAGUACGACCCAGAGCCAUAUGGGAAGGAGAAGGAUAGCGCCAUUAUCAAGAUGGCCCAAGAGUUUGGGGUUGAGACUAUUGUCAGAAACUCUCAUACCCUCUACAACUUGGACAGGAUAAUAGAGAUGAACAAUAACAGCCCUCCUCUGACCUUUAAGCGGUUUCAAACCAUUGUGAGCAGACUGGAGUUGCCCAGGAGACCACUCCCUUCCAUCAACCAAAAGCAGAUGGACAAAUGUCACACUAAAAUAACAGACAACCACGACCAGCUUUACAGUAUACCUUCACUGGAAGAAUUGGGAUUCAGGACCGAAGGUUUGCCCCCAGCAGUGUGGCAUGGAGGAGAGUCCGAAGCAUUGGACAGACUCAACAAACAUCUAGACAAAAAGGUGUGGGUGGCUAACUUUGAACAUCCUCGGGGGAACUUAUGUUCACUGUAUGCCAGUCCAACAGGACUGAGUCCUUACUUGCGCUUUGGUUGCCUGUCCUGCAGGGUCCUCUACUACAACUUGAGAGAGCUCUACAUGAAGCUCCGAAAGCGUUGCAGUCCUCCUUUGUCCCUGUUUGGUCAACUGUUAUGGAGGGAAUUCUUCUACACUGCUGCCACCAACAAUCCAAACUUUGACCGUAUGGAUGGAAACCCAAUUUGUGUUCAGAUUCCAUGGGAUCAAAAUCCAGAAGCAUUAGCCAAAUGGGCUGAGGGCCGGACUGGAUACCCCUGGAUUGAUGCCAUCAUGACCCAGCUCAGAGAGGAGGGCUGGAUCCACCGCUUGGCUCGGCACGCUGUGGCUUGUUUCCUCACCAGGGGUGACCUGUGGAUCAGCUGGGAGAGCGGCAUGAAGGUGUUUGAGGAGUUGUUACUGGAUGCAGACUGGAGUGUAAAUGCUGGCAGCUGGAUGUGGCUGUCUUGUAGUGCCUUCUUCCAACAGUUUUUCCACUGCUACUGUCCUGUUGGUUUUGGAAGAAGAACUGACCCAACAGGAGAUUACAUCAGGCGCUACAUCCCCAUUUUAAAGGACUACCCAAAUCGCUACAUCUACGAGCCCUGGAACGCUCCAGAGUCAGUCCAGAAGGCGGCAAACUGUAUGGUGGGGGUGGAUUAUCCGAAACCAAUGAUCAACCAUGCAGAGAGCAGCAGACUCAACAUUGAGAGGAUGAAACAAGUUUACCAGCAACUCUCACAUUACAGAGGACUCAGUCUGCUUGCGUCAGUACCAACAAUCCAGGAGGAGGCAGAGCCACUGAUGACUGAUGAGUCUCAGACCAGUAGUGGCCCCGCCUCUCCCUCCAAAUUUCUUGAUGAAGCAGCUGGCUGCUCUAUAGCUCCUGAUUCAUCCACAAUAUGCACAUCUUCCAACACUGGUGUACUUGCGGAACAGGAGAGGAGUGCAAUAAGAGGCUUAUCCCAUACAUCUGCCAACUCUUCGGACUCACAUAUGCCCGCUUCUGCAGCCACAACACGUGCAGACCAUUCAGCAGCUAUAGCGUCUCCUCCUUCAUUAGUCUCAACACCAGCACAGACUCCCUUAACGUCCACAACGUGCAUGCCGUCCUUAUUGUGUUCCACAUCUUCUAGUCCAGCCACAACUCAAACAUCUUUGGGACCAAGAAGAAAAGGUUCUACCCGUAAGGUACGUCGUGGCCAGAGGCAGCGAGGACGACACAGCUGCCAUGCAGUAGCCAUAGAGGGAGAGAGGAGAGGUGACGAGGAAGAGGCAGAGCCAGGAGGAGGGAAAGAAAAGAUGGAAGAAGGUAUAGAGCCGGAGGAAGAGAGAAUGGAGGAAGAGACUCAUGCAGAACAUCCUCAGAAAUACACGGUACAAUAAAACAUUCAUUGCGUCUGCAAACAUGUCAAAAUAGUGAUAAAAUGUUAAAGUUUGGAGCUCCAAAAAUUAAAUACUUGUUUGUAAACAACACUUCACAGUGACUCGAUUGACCAAAAAAUUCCAAAUUGCGUUUUCUUGUUUUGUCUAUCUUUCAGGAAUAGUAACAUCUGACAUCCAUCCUGGGAAAACUGGACAAAAACAAUUGAGGUUUUGUGGUUAUGUGGAUAAUAUGCCCUCACAGUUUAUAGCAGAGGAACAAAUGCACAAUGUAAUUACAUCCAGUGCAAUAAUUAUACCCAUAAUUCUGCCUUUUUUUUUUUUUUAAUACAAAAUUUCAGUUUUGAUUACUACUGAGAAAGUAUUCGACUCAGCUCGUCACAUUGAGUUCCAAUUGUUUUGCUUUUAUAUUAAAAAAUCUUGUUUGUGCUCCAGCCUACAUGAUCCAAUUCUACGUCACUGCAAACAUAACAUAAUCCUUCUUAAUAAAUGGUGGGCUAUUUUUGUAAGGGCAGUUAUAGUGAAACACAUCAUUGUAUUAGAUCUAAUUAGAUUGUGCAGGUGGGCCGAAUUCAAUGUCCAGUGAGUGUGUACACAAGAUAUCUGGAAGUGGAAACAGUAAAACACCAUUUUACGUGAAACUUGAAUAUUUUGGUCUAAAGUAAUGGGACAGUGCAGAGAUAGGUGUAUGCGGAAGUGAAAGAAGUUAUCAACUGUCAUGUUAAAAAAAAAAAAAAAAAAAGGAUUUGGAUGACUAGAAUGUUUAAAUGAAUUUUAAUUCAGUGAUUCAAGCAACAGGCACCAUAUUGUAUUGUGAUAUAGCCUUAUUUUACAAUACAACCUUGCAUUGUCAGCUGCAGCAUCUAUCUGCUUUCUUCUGCUUCUAUUAACAAUUUGGUCUAAACCAGAUACAAUGGGAUCACCUGAUUUGUGUGUGGAAUUCAACCCAGAGGAAUGACAAUUCUUAAUUAACUUACAAAAUAUACAGUACUGUUCAACAUAAUAGCAG
Messenger RNA from Syngnathoides biaculeatus (alligator pipefish), 3565 nucleotides. RefSeq names its product cryptochrome circadian regulator 2 (gene cry2). Gene Ontology annotation, cellular component: nucleus; cytoplasm. Gene Ontology annotation, biological process: entrainment of circadian clock by photoperiod; circadian regulation of gene expression; negative regulation of DNA-templated transcription. Gene Ontology annotation, molecular function: FAD binding; DNA binding. Bases 439 to 2559 code for a protein of 706 amino acids. NCBI's taxonomy places the organism in Eukaryota, Metazoa, Chordata, Actinopteri, Syngnathiformes, Syngnathidae. The transcript has 12 exons. The record is from RefSeq and is a predicted model, not a curated record.